UGGUGCCCUGCCAAGGCGGGCAGAAUCAGAAACCUUUAACCCCUGAAAUAUUUACAGCGCCACAAACCCCGCGCUGCUGCGCGCUCCGAGCCGGGCCCGGGCUGUAUCCGCACAUCCUGCGAGCGCUCGCUCGGGGCGCGGCGGCACCGCCGGGCCGGAGCGAACCGAUCCCCCGCCGCCGCUCCAUCUCCCGACCCUCCCUCUCUCCCCGCCUCCCUCCGUCGGUCCCCGCCUCCCUCCGUGCUCGCGGAGCCCGUCUCGCCGUGUCCCUCGGCGGGCGCCGUCGCGGGCGGGCGCGGUGCGAUGUCGCUGUGGCUGCGGCGGAGCCGCGGCCCGGAGCGCAGGGCGGCCGAGCGGCGGGAGCUGCAGGAGCGCAGCCGGCAGCAGUGGGAGAGCACCAGCCGCGCCUUCGCCCGCGCCGCCGCCUGCUGCUCCCUGCAGGCGCGGUGGAGCCAGCCCCGCGUCCCCCCGCCCAGCGCGGCGGCGGCGCGGCGGGACGCGGAGGAGGCGGCGGCGCGGCUGGAGCGGCGGCGGGAGCGGCUGCGGCGGCUGCUGGGCGAGGAGCGGGAGGCGCUGGCGGCGGAGCUGCGGGAGCGGCGGCGGGGCGGGCUGCGGAGCCAGGAGCUGCGGGACAGCCCCGGAGAGUGCGGGAGGAAGUUUGCUGAGCCGCCGCUGCAGGAGCGCUGGAACAAAAACAACGCGGAGCUCCGAGAGGCAGAGUCUGAGCAGCAGAGGAAGCACAUGAGGGAGGCUUGGGGUGAUCAGCUAACACAACAAAACAAGGAAGAGGUGACCAAACUUGAAGAGAAGAAACAUGAAAAUGAGUAUGAAACUGCACGAGGGGAAGCGCUGGAAAGAACGAGACAAGAGGAAGAGAAGCCUCAGCUGGAGAAGGCCUUGCUUCAGCAGAUAGAAGAACUGAAACUGCAGGAGACAAAGGCAACAAAGCUGAAAAAGGAACAAGAGAAUUUAUUGAAGCAGCAGUGGGAGCUGGAGAAUUUGGAAGAAGAAAGGAAACAAAUGGAAGAGCACCGAAGGAAGAAAGAGCUCGGUCGCUUCUUGAAGCAUCAGUGUGACGUCCAGUUAAGGAGACGAGCGCAGCAGGUACAGGAGGAGCUGGAGGCAGACAGGCAAAUCUUAUCAGCUCUCCUGGAGAAAGAAGAGCAGGAUCAGAGCUGGCAGAGCGUGCGGCGGGGACGGGCGGUGGCAGAUGUGGCCUGGAUGAAGAAGGUCAUCGAGGAACAGCUCCAGCUGGAAAAGGAGAGGGAAGCAGAGCUUGAGACUAUCUUCAGGGAAGAAGCAAGAAAAAUCUGGGAGAAGAGGGAAGAAGAAUGGGAAAGAGAGAAGGUGGCCAGAGAUCGCCUGAUGAGUGAGGUCCUUGCAGGCAGGCAGCGCCAGAUCCAAGAGAAGAUGGAGCUAAACAGAAGGGCCCAAAAAGAGUCCAUUAAAUAUCGAGAGCAGCUGAUCAAAGAACUCGAGGAGGCCAAGGAAGGGACUGGUCGGGAGAAGGAGCAGGAGGAAGAACAGCAGAGAGCCCACAGGAGGGAGCUGCAGGCACAGGGGACAGAGCACAGCUUGAGAGAGGAGGAAGAGCAGCAGGAGGGAUCAGCCCAG
Onychostruthus taczanowskii (white-rumped snowfinch) is the source of this 1614-nucleotide messenger RNA. RefSeq names its product trichoplein keratin filament binding (gene TCHP). Gene Ontology annotation, cellular component: keratin filament. NCBI's taxonomy places the organism in Eukaryota, Metazoa, Chordata, Aves, Passeriformes, Passeridae. Gene Ontology annotation, biological process: apoptotic process. The transcript is spliced from 11 exons. The annotation marks the transcript as partial. The record is from RefSeq and is a predicted model, not a curated record.